UUGUGAAAAUCACGCUGCGUGUUUCAGUCUCGCUGUCACAGACCAGCCGGUGACUCUGAGCACAUUAACAUCUCUUAUCUCCUUUACAUAAGUUCACUUAAAUACUUGGUACAGUUCUAGCCAUGACUUUUUAGAUUUUAAAAUGAUCACUAGUUGACACUCUCGUGCGUUUGUUUGUUUUGGCGUUUUGCAUUAGAGAAGCAAUUUGAAUGCGGACACUUGAGAUGAAACCAAAAGGAUUUUAAAGACUACGUCGGUUGUUUUUUUUAUAAUAAGCACAACGAAUGUUUUUAAGUCAAAACUAAGGGACAACUCUUGUCGACUGUACUCGAGAAGACGGUCCUGUACAUUGACGGUAACGUGACGUGAAUCACUCCGGACUGAAUCAAACUAUAGGUACAUAUGAGAGUGGCAACAAGCAACAAUGUCUAAGAAAACAGACUCCAGGUCUCGAUCCCGGUCGGCAUCCAGAUCCCAUUCGGAUUCUCGUUCACGCUCCAGAUCACAAAGUACCUCUCGGUCCAGAUCCAGGAAGCGCAGAUACGGCUCUAGGUCUCGCUCAAGAUCCCAUUCCCCGCCCCACAACCGGGAGCGCAAUCACACACGGGAGUAUCAGAACCAACGUGAGUUUCGAGGCAACUACAGGGGCUUCCGGAGGCCGUAUUACUUCCGGGGCAGAGGUCAGGGAUAUUUCCGUGGGCGCUUCCAGCGCGGAGGAUGGGGCGGAUAUAAUAACUACAGACCCAAAAACUGGCAAAACUUCAGGCAAAACUAUCCGCAACACCAGCAGCAGCAACAAUACCCCAACAGCCCCAAGAGGGGGCGCUCUCGUUCACGCUCUCCCAAGAAGCAGUUGAGUAGCCCUCAGUCCCGAAGUCAUUCCCGCAGGUCUGACAGGUCAUCCUCGGGGAGGUCACCACAGUCGCAUGCUUCUUCCUGCUCCAACUCUGGGUCUGCCAAGCGCAACAAAGAUGUAAGAGAGAACGUCCCUGCGUCCAAAAAGACUCCGAAUCGAGGAGAGGGAGAUGGCGCUCUGGCGGAGGUGGGGAAGUCAGAUGGAGAUAGGACUUUGGAGAACGGUCAGGAUUUGACAAACAAUGACAUCAGCCCUAAAAGAACCCAAGUUUGUUCCUCUGUCACACUUUGUCAUGGCGACUCUGUGAUGAAUGAGUCAAGUCCUGCUCAUAAGAGUUCAAACGCUUCUACUAACGGUGCCGCCGCCUGGCAGAAUGUUGUAACUGCAACUGCAACUAAGAGUCCCAAAAAGAUAAGCCCUACACAGGGUUUCAAUGGUUUUGGGAUCUUAGGAAAUGUUGACCAAGAUGAUACAAUUGCUAUUUCUGCAGCGUUCUUGAAAUUCCUCGAAGAGCAAAAGCUUAAAAAACAGACCCCUGCGUGGGAGAACAACACAAAUAACGACAAAAGUAAUGAAUUGUUAUUUUGUGAUAAAGGAAACGGAGUCUUUGAAAAGGGGUCUGACGUUAAGUUGUCUCGCACUGUAGAUCCCGACAAUGCAGAAGAGAAGGAGAAAUACAAAAAGAGUUGUGAAGGCGACAUGCCAUCCAUCAGUGGCACUCAAAGGCCGUUUCUGUGUGAGGAAGACGAUGAAGAAAUGGAGAUUUCUAAUAAAAUGAGACAUAUGGAAACAAAUCCUUCCAAAAGCACGAAAGUCACACUGUCGGCUCGUGAGAUGUUCGAGGAGCGUAUCAGGAGGCUGCAGGACAUGGCGUUGGACGAUGAGCUGGAAGCUCUUCUGGUCAGCCAUAAACAAGAGAGAGCGGCAAAUAUCUUAGCUGCUCUGUCUAAGAGAGAGCAGCUGGGUGGGACGUUUAAAGACCCCUCUCAUGAAAGGCUCUCAAAGGUGAAACGAAAGGAGAAAAACACAAUGGAAACCUCUAAAUCUUCACAGAUGUCCAGGAGGAGCUCGGAGAACCGCGAGCAGGAGAUGUUCGUGGUUAUGAGCGAGGAAUCUUCACCAAGAGCGUCAGCGAAAAAAGGAACAGAAUUCAGUGUGAGGAUGGAUGAGCUGGCAAGGUCAUCUGUUUUGAUUAAUGAGAGAAGGAAUAUUUUGGAUUUUCUUCACCUGGAUAAGAAAGAUUGGGAUCUUCACUCUGUUCUUCAGCACCUUCAUGCUCAGCAGUCACUCAGGAGCCCGUCUGAACUGUUCGCCCAACACAUAGUUUCAAUUAUUCAUCACAUCAAAGCUCAUUAUUUUCCUUCCACUGGAAUGACGCUAAACGACAGAUUUGCCAUGUACCAGAGAAGAGCUGCCGAGAAAGAACUCAUGAAGCAGAGAAAGAGUCCAGAGAUACACAGGAUAAUUGAUGUUCCUCCAAGUGCUUUUAAGAAGCACGCACUUCUGUUUGAUGAGAUGAAAAACUCCAUGGAAAACAGCUUCAAGGUUGACGGAAAACAAUAUAAAGGCGAUUCAGUGGACCUUCGCUUGGAUAUUGAACGCAGAAAGAAAUACGUUGCCAAAGAGAGAGGUCACAGGGAGGAUGAGGAUGGAGGAAGAGUAUUGAGGGAAUCUCCAGACACAAGCAAGGAAACAUCCACUCAGAAAGCCGCAAAUAACAACAAAAGUUUAAAGAGAAAAAAGAAGAAACGAGAGCGUUCACAGUCCUCCUCCUCAUCUUCAUCUUCUUCUUCCAUUGACCGCGAGGAAGACGCUGAGAUGAAGGCAGAAAGCUUGGUCAAAGCCCGACUAGGCUUUAGAGAGCCUUUUGAAAGAGGACGUCUUCGAGGAGGCUUCCAGCUUAGAAUACGUGGUAGGAGUUGGAACCGAGGAAAUUUCCAUGGCAACAGUAACGGCAAAGAUGCACAGAUGCACAUGUCAAUGAAGAAUGAAGGCUGGGAUCCAGAAUACACUCCCAAGAGCAAGAAAUACUUUCAGCACAGUGAAAGAGACGUUGAAGGUGAGAGGAAGCUAAUGCAGAUGCAAGGGCGUGGUCGUGGUAACGUUAUGCGUGGAAAGGGCCGUUUCAUCCUCCGGAGGGCCACCAAUACCAACGCCACAAAUAAUACGAGCCCCAAAUGGGCCCACGAUAAAUUUCAACCCACCGACGAUGAGGGUGAACAGCAAGGAGAGGAUGUAAAACAGGACCACAAAAAGUGAGACACCGCCGGGCUCUCGGAUAGAAUGGAGCAGUGAUGUUGGCAGGAUCAUUCGGAACGCUAACAGAACUAUGAGAUCCCUCAUCAAGCUUCAGAAGAUAAUCACUGAUGGAUUGAUCGACCCUCACACUGUCAUCUAUUUACUUCUCGAGGAGACUUUGCUUUUUCAUGUUUCAUUGUGUUCAUCACCUGGUUUUAUUUCUGCAUCUCAGUUUUUUUGAGUACAAGGGAGUGAUUUGUGCCUACUUUUAUUAGUUAGAUGUAGAUUUUCUGUACUUUUUAUACUGUAUGUGCACACAAAUUUGAUAGCUUGACACAAACACUCAUAUUAUGGAUAUCUAACCUAACUUUGACAUACUGCUACAGCUGGGCUUAGCUCACGGGUGUGACACAUUUCCCAGUAUCCAUCAACCACCCCAUCUCUAACCUUCCUAUUCAAUCUCUCAAUCUAUAAUUCAUCUUUUUUGUGACACAUUUGCAACAUGCAAAUUAUGAAUUAUAAUAUAUAUAAAAGAUAGCAUUCAUAUUUUGAGUAACAAAGCAAGUUAGAUGUGCCAUAGUGGCUAAAGUGUAGAAUUCAAGUGGAAAUUGAGUUAUUGACCUGAUAAGAGACAUUAUUGCCUUUUGAAUAAAACUUUGAAUAGAUGUACAUAUUUAUAUUUUUAGAACUUGAGAACUAAAACUCUUUAAGACCCUGUGAACCUUGUGUCUGUUGCAUGCUUUCUAUAAAUGACACAGUCUCGCUAUGGGACCAAACUACUGCAGGUAGACACUUUCGUCCCAGUAAAUGAAGUGAGGGGAAAACAGCUUACAUAUUUGCUUUUAAAAAGUUUAGUCGGUGUAGGUGAAAGAUUUAAAAAGGAAUUAGUUUUUGAAGUUUUAAAGUGAAAUAAAUAUAUCAUGAAGAAAAGGGAAAAAUAAAAGAUAUUCAAUCAUAUUUAACAUUUUUUAUUUGUCUGGGUUCUGAUUUGCACUGUGCAAAAUAUAAGUUUUGCCUUAUAUUUGUAUUCCUGCUUAAAUACUGUACCUAAUAAAAAAAAAUGGGAGGAUUUUACAA
Triplophysa dalaica is the source of this 4171-nucleotide messenger RNA. RefSeq names its product thyroid hormone receptor associated protein 3a (gene thrap3a). Gene Ontology annotation, cellular component: mediator complex. NCBI's taxonomy places the organism in Eukaryota, Metazoa, Chordata, Actinopteri, Cypriniformes, Nemacheilidae. The record is from RefSeq and is a predicted model, not a curated record. The transcript is spliced from 11 exons. The coding region runs from base 425 to 3115 and encodes 896 amino acids. Gene Ontology annotation, biological process: positive regulation of transcription by RNA polymerase II. Gene Ontology annotation, molecular function: DNA binding; transcription coregulator activity.